This is a messenger RNA of Solenopsis invicta (red fire ant), 1506 nucleotides long. RefSeq lists its product as uncharacterized. The record is from RefSeq and is a predicted model, not a curated record. Bases 386 to 1297 code for a protein of 303 amino acids. Lineage: Eukaryota; Metazoa; Arthropoda; Insecta; Hymenoptera; Formicidae. The transcript is spliced from 8 exons.
CGGUAGACGGCCAGUCUUCCCGCAGAUCGCAAGCCGCGUGGGCAGCAGUCUACGAGCCCGAUACGCGAUCGAUCGAUCCUCCUUCGAUACCGAUCUUCGACCGGCCGCCGCGCCGUCCUCGCCCUCGUCCUUCGCGCUCUCCGGAAUUUAAGAGAGCGGUAUCCGUCCCGCACAUCCGGAUGCUUCGGAAUCGUCCUCUGGUGAUCAGGGGGUUCGCGACAGAAUCGUGAGAGAGAGAGAGAGAGAGAGAGAGAGAGAGAGAGAAAGAGAGGGAGGGAGGGAGAAAGAGAGAGAGAGACACGAUCGGUUCCUCCUUCUUCUCGGUAACUGCUUGUAUCGGCGCCUCGCUCAUCCGUUUGUAAUCCGCUCGGUAAUCGAUAUCGAUAUGCGCGUACAAAGCACGAGGGGACGAUGGACCGUCCUCGCUGGUUUCGCCAUAGUUUGCAUGGCUAAUUUGCGAUUAGCUUUCUGCGAGGAGGAAUCGGAGAACGAAGGAAAAAUGCAUUCGGAGGAGCUGCGACAGUACACGUGCUGUGCCCGACACGAGAAGAUGAUCGACGUCGGAAACGGGAUAUCUGGGGAAGUUAUUCAGAUCGACGCUGGACUCUGUCGGAAAUUGUGCCCGCGACACGUGUCCGACGAUCCCGGGGAUGCGAGUCGGCCGGCGGUGCAGAAAUGUUCAUCGGAUUCCCACUGUCGCGUGAGGGCCGCUAAGCUCGAGCGAGUGUCUACGUUGCAGGGUGUUCGCGUUAUCGAAGUUAUAGACGCCUGUGAGUGUUCACCGGAGUCGUCCUGCAGGCGGGAAUCCUACACCCAUCAUGUACAUUCUGGUACGCCGCACCAGGCUGUCGUGGACGUCGGGGUUUGCAUCGGCCAUUGCGGCAAAGAUCUGGGUUGCAAGCCGGUCCGGAAUAACACAAUCAGCAUCAAAGGACCAAACGGUGAUGAAAUCUAUCAAGUGGUCGAGAAAUGCGGCUGCGCAGGUCAUUGUCACCGGAUGGAUCAUAUGGAAACUGUGCUGGAUUACAGCGAGGUGACGAUUGAGGAGGGCACGAACACGACCGACGUGAGGCCUGUGGUCCGACAAAUAAACGUCGGUCAAUGCGUCGGAACGUGUCCGGGGAACGAAACGGAGACGUGUCUUCUGCGGGACAAGAAGGAGCCGUCCAGGUGUGUAGCCGGUCUGUAUUCGAAGCAGCACACUUGCACACCAGCCAGAUUCAAAGUGCACGAGUACAGAACUCGGCGAGGAGCGAAGAGAGAAAUAAUUCAGAUCACUCAGUGUGCCUGCGUUUAGACUGAAAUUAUUAUUUCACCGCGAGUGAUCCUGUUCGAGCCGAAAUCCGGGACGAGAAAACGAGAGAAAAGAAAAGCAAGACUCUCCGAGAGAAAAAAGAGUGAGAAAGAGACGACGUGUUAGGCACAUUUUGCGCGUACACUCAUGUUCCUAGGUACAUCAUGUACAAAUCCAUGUGACAAAAUAAAUCAAGGAUGUUUUCACGAUUA